AUAAGCACGAGCAAAAGCAGCUCAGGAUAGAGUAAUAUCAUUUCCUUGUACGAGCAUUUCACUCAUUUUUACAUUUACCGAGCAUUUCGCUGCGAAUCUAUUUUGUUUUCCUUAAUGCGUACCGGAUGUAUCAAGUGUAAUUACGUGUCCAAACAAGCCGUUUGAUCCCCAUUCUCCACGUCAGAGGACACCCUGUAUAAGUCUGCGGUUAGCUAUGUGCGGUUAAUUCUGUUUCCGUCCGAGCGCGGCGAACUUCAGGCGCCGAUAGCUGUGUGUACGUGCCAGAGAGACGAUGGAGAAGAUCGUUUGACGAGGAUCGCGUAUCACGAAACAAGUUACUGGUAAUCCGUCACGGAAAUCACCGGAUCAUAUCCGUUUCAAGAGACAUUCCUCCUCGAUGACUGACGCGAACACAACCGAAAAAAGCUCGCGGUUGUCAGAUGCUUCUUGCCUUUACCCUUGACAACACACAACAUAUGCAAAUUCGAAAUGUCAACAUCAGGAGAUAGAGGAACCUGCUUCCACACAAUGCGCCGCCUGAUAAGAGAUUUCUUAGAUGGAACUCGCUUCAUAUGAAUCGUUUUGUGAUACCCAUCGUUUCUGGAAUAAUGUAACCAGGAAGUGUGUACAUGUGUGUGUGUGUGCGCGCGACAAAUAGUCUAUUUUUAUUGUAAAUUGCAACACUAAAUAGCAACAAUGGGUUCCAUUGCCUUGGAAGAAUAUGAACUUAUGAAAGACUCUAAAUAUAGAGUCUAUGUGUCUGCAGUUGACAAAGCUCUAAAGAGCUUUGAAUAUACUAGCGAAUGGGCAGACUUAAUUUCUGCGCUGGGAAAAUUAAACAAAGUACUGCUAAGUCAUAUGAAGUUUCCAGUUAUUCCUAGAAGAAUUAAAAUAUCCAAAAGAUUGGCACAGUGUAUGCAUCCUGCUUUACCAUCCGGUGUUCAUUUGAAAGCUCUAGAAACCUAUGACAUUAUUUUUAAGUGUAUGGGCACUAAUAGAUUGAGUCAUGAGCUCUUCAUAUAUAGUGCUGGUUUAUUCCCAUUAUUGGGUCAUGCUGCUAUGAAUGUAAGACCAUCUUUACUGACUGUAUACGAAACUCAUUUUGUGCCUCUUGGAGAGAGAUUACGGCCUGGAUUGAGCGGAUUUUUAAGUGGUGUACUUCUUGGUUUAGAAGAUGGAUCUGACCACUUUGAUAGAACUAAUUCCUUACUGGAGAAGGUAUGUGAGGGAGUAAGUCCAGAACAUUUCUAUGCAUGUCUGUGGGAUUGUUUAGCUUCAAAUUCUGGAAUUCGGUUACCUGCUAUAUCAUUUGUGUUAGCACAUUUCAAUAAAAAACUGCCAAUGGAAGAACAAAGGUAUAUUAUGGGCACAGACACCAAAAUUAUGGUUACAGCUCUUUGCGCUGGAGUACAAGACAGUUCAGUGUUAGUACAAAGAAGUGCUUUGGACUUGCUGUUAGUUGGUUUUCCUGUACAUAAUAGUCAAUUAACACGCAAACAUAUGGUAUCACUAGUCACAGCUGCUCUUGUCACUAUAUUAAGAAGGGACAUGAGUUUGAAUAGGCGUUUGUUUGCUUGGCUUUUGGGCACUGAAGUAAGCACAUCUAUUUUAAAGAGAAAAAUAGUUACUACAGUCUCAGAGACCACAGAAAAUACACCCACUUAUUUUGAUAUGUAUUCAAAAGAAAUGUUAAUAGAAGCGAUUAAGUCGUUACUAAAAACGGUGUGCGAGGAAAGUCCGCAGGAUUUGAAACCAUACAGAAUAUUAGUGUCGUUACUGGAGAAAGCAGAAAUUGGUCCAGUAAUUCUGGAUGAUAUUUUGUUUGAAGUUUUUAGGACAUUUUAUAACGCUUGUGGACAAUCAAAUAGAGUACCAAAAACUAAUGAGGUAGUGAAGUCAGCAAAUCUAUUGUUUUCAACAUUGGAGCCAUCUUACGUUUGGAUACAUUGCGGACAUUUGUUUGAAAAGGCUUGUCAAACUAGAGCAAAUAGUAAAGAAACGGAAGAUGUUGUUGUAAGGCCUGUAGGUAGUGGGGUGCCAAAUUUCAUGGAAGUGUGCAUAUUAACAGAAUUCCUACUGGACACAGUGUCGUUAGAUGCAUUUAUCGAUACUCCAUCCGAGCACCUACCUGGCUUAUUUUAUGAAAUUGUCAGUAAGCUUUUAUGUUACGUCGAUCUUCUGUCUCCUAUGGAGAUCUCUAGGAGCCUUAGAUUGUGCGCGAAAAUCUUAUCUAAAGUACAACCCACGGUGGUAACCACGCAUACAGACAAAAGUGAUUUGGAAACGAAGUUGGAGACGAUUACAAAUGCUAGCACUACCACAGCGCCAAACGACAACUCCUUAGCUGCAAUUCCCUUAGAGAAGAGUCAAUCUGAUAGUAAAUUAAAUAAACCAGACACGUCAAGUGGUUCAUUCUCUGAGAAGAGCCCAAGUCCGAGAAGAAGAGCAAACUCAGGGGGUGCUGCCAAAAGAUCCGAAAAAAAGUCGAAAAAGAAAUCCAGUAAAAGUACUUCGAAAUUGACUGAUCCUACACAAGACACCAGCAGCAGCAGCAGUAUUUCAGUAGUGGUAAGCCAAGAAUCUAAAGGUUUACCGAGAAACAAAAGCAUGGAUGACAUAAAAAGCGGAUAUAUAGAAGCCAGUAGUAGUAUUAAUUCUCCAUCUAAGGAUCAGUUGACUACGUUGAAGCAGUCAAGUAAAAGUAGCGCAAUGGGUUCGACAGGAUCCCUAGGCAGAGGACCGUCUCCGGCAUUUCAAGCACAGCACACAAUGUUAGAAAAAUGUUUAAGACAGUAUGAGACGUUUUAUGUUAAAUUAGUUAGUAAUAGAGUACUGAGCAAAGAGAGAACGGUACAGGAUAUGUAUGACAACUUGAUAAUACCGUUACCAAGAGAGAGUUUCGACGAAAGAAUGCGUUACUUAGAACUUUUACUGAACUCCAGAUUAAGUAUGGAGGAUUCUGGAUUUUUCAGUCAGGAUGUAUCCGUGAUCGAAGAUCCUAAACGGUUGGAUAUUCUUCAUCUGUAUGUAGACUCUGUACCACAAGCAGAAUGGGAGGAAGCCGUGCGAAUAGCUUCCAGUUUGUUCGUGGAGCUUUCUACAUUUCCUAAAUAUUUUCAUCCUGGCGAUGGAGUAUUAGUGGAAGAAGAACCAACAGGACACAUCAUUCUUCCGGAUUGGUUGAAAGUUUUAGUAGUUUGUAGCUGCUGGUUAGGAAAGCAACCUGCUUUACAAUUAACCAGUAUCGCUACGUUGCUAGAUCUGAUAGCAUUGCUGAAAGCUAACAAUGAUGUCGAGACUUACACAAAAUGCGGGGAGGGUGUAACAGCGGUGAUUAUGGUACCUUUGUUGAAACAAUGGCACAUAACAUAUCUGAUGCAAUAUACCAACGUAUUCCAGGUGUUAGCACAUUCCUUAUGGCAUCAUCUUGGCGAAUUACCUGCUCACAAAUAUAGAAUGCGAUGCGUUGAAUUAUUGCACGAACUUCACCAUGCUUUGCACAAGUCUUGCGAUGCAGUUGAGGACGUAAUAGGAGCUGCACUAACUGCAGAUAAUAUAGAAAAGAGGAUAGAAGCUUUUAACAGAUUUGCCACUCUGUGGCACUUGGGAAGAGAAAUAGAAACUAAUCCUAGACUGCGUGGAUGCAUGAAGUCGUUUGAUCAGUCACUGUUGAAGAUAUUAGAUAAUCUACAACUCGCAGAUAACUCACCUCUAAAAUUACAUGCCCAAUCAUGGCUUCUUCACUCUUUGAUGCGAGGUGAUAUUUCACGAAUAGUGGAUCCGCUACUGAUAAUACUUUUAGAUCCAUCCACUUGUCGUAUGAGUGUUCUCCAUGUCAGUAUACAGCAUAGUAACACGGUCCUGACCAAAAACGAUCCCAUAGAAGAAAAAUCAGAGGUGCAGGACGACACGGAAGGCGCUGCGAAGAUUUAUGCGAUCAGUUCCGUGGAUGGAAAUGUGAUAUAUCACGUCAGUGACAAUGUGGACGAAGAUAAAAAGUGGCGGAAAGGAAAGAAAAAGAAAAAGGCCAUAAACCCUGUCAAAGUGAAACGAAUAUUUGCUGUGACAACAUUAGCUGCUGGUGACAAUUGUAACCAGUACGUGACCGAGAGGAACCAAUUCAUGAAAGAACUCGAGGUACCACCGAGUAUAUCCGGCAACCGAAAGAUUUCUGUAUUCGUCAAUCCUCUAUCCUUAAAUUGUAAUGAAAAUUCGAAUGACUCUUUGACCGAGGAUGAGUCGUUGCCUAGCGUGAAAAAGGUGAAUUUAACUACCGAAUUGUUAAAAAAUGCAACCAGGUUCAAGAAAAUAGAUUUCGAUAAAGGCUCCACGGCUAGCUUGGACGAGAGCCUUUUUGAGUCUGCGAACUCCAGUUCGAAAACAAAAGAGAAGAAUGGAUUUAAAAAGUUAAACGGGGAAGUUAGCUCCUCGCUGGACUCCAUUGCAAAUAGUUUCGAUUCCAGUAGUCCUGAGAUAACUAAUAAGCAAACAAAGCCGAAGAAGGAACCAGUUAUAAUGCCGGGCAGUUCUAGGGAAGUGGCCGGCACUAUCAUCAAGGGUAAAUAUCACAGUACAAAUGAAUUUAUGACAAAUUACGAUGUCCAUGACGUUGGGAGCUUCGAAGCAAGCGUUGAAAUACCGAGUUGGACAAUGGACGACGAAGAAGGUGAUUUAGAAACUAGCACUACCGCUGAGGAAUACUUCAGCCAUUCCAGCAGCAACAGUGUAGUGGAAGAGAUUUUAAAUGAAGUGCUCGACCGUGUGAUGCAACUUUGCGACGUUACUGAGGCAUCAAAAAACACCGACGAAUCUACUGACCAAAAUACAAAAACGGGUCGGAACUAUGGAGUCGGUGUGCAUAAUCUUCACUCGCAUAUGUUACUUUAUUGUGGAGUUUAUGACUCAACCAGAACUCUGUAUGCAUUACGGACCCUUCGUAAUGAGCUCCUGACAAAUACUAGAAUGUUUUUGUGCUGUGCUGCAACUACCGGUGUGUGCAACACUACGAAGAAUACAAUAUUAUUAAAUUUAUUAGCUAGACACCGGAAAAGUGUAUUCGGGAGAAACUUUCACGGGGAUGUAGCGAAUACAGAAUUUAUAGCUGCUUAUAGGAGUAGCAUGUAUUUAGAAGUUCUUAUUAGUGUGUGCCUUUAUUUUGCGAGGAGUUACUAUCCCAAUUUGGGACAGAUGAGACUCACGCACGAAGAGAUUUCAGGAAAUAGACAGGUGCAAUUAGCCAGCGCGGAAUUAUUGACUCUAAUAUUCUCCGAGUUAAUUCCUAUUGUUCGUGAUUCAGGGAAAGGGUUUAGUUGUUACAUCGUUGAUUUAUUAACAAAGUGCAAAGUACAAAAGGUUGCACUACACUGUCUUGUAUCCAGCGUUAUGAAUAUGAAGAACGCACACAAGGAAAACGAGGAGGUGUUCACAUUUACAGAAGAAAUCAUUCUGUUUAAUGAUCCUGUAACAGAUAACGACGUAAAUAAAUGCAAAUAUAGAGCAAGCGAUCACACCGAAGCUUUCCAAAUACAACUACUAAGGCUACUAUUAGCUUUAAUCAUGCUGGAACACCAAUGUGGUAGUCAAAAAGGCGAGGAAAUAUGUACAUCGACUACAUCAACACCGAGUACUCCAACUCGGACUGUUCCUAAUAUCAUGGGAAGUAGUUUGAAAUAUAUACCUGGCGCACCGAUUCCUCAACAACCAAUGUUCCUUGCUAGCAUACUGAGUGCUUUAGAAUUGGACCAUAUGAGACAUUUACAUCAGUUUUGGACGACACUUGUUACAUCAAGUCUUCCUUUUAUGGGGUCCUCGUUAACUAAGAUAGUGACAUCAGUCAUUCAUCAAUUAUGUUGCAACAUCGAACACUUAGCAUCUUAUUAUAUUAAUGAAGAAAGAUCAACAGUGACGAAAUUGCAGGACAUAAGUACAGUCGAAUGUUGUCUUCCUGCAGAUUACACUGUUACCCAUCUAGAAGCCUUAACGUUUUUACUUCAUUAUUGUUUAUUGGACACGUCACAACAAAUCGGCUUUUCGUUUAAUCAGCCUUUCAGUGGUACAAUUCAGACUGGAAUUCCUGGGGCAAAUCCAGGCCAGAUAUUCAACAAUCUUAUUCACGUGUUUAUGCCUAGCCCACUCUCUCCAGACCCUAAUACAUCGAAGGAUAAAAGCGUCGCGAAUGAAUUGCAACAACACGCUAGACGGACCGCUUUAAGUCAUCUACCAAGAAUAAUUGCAUCACUGUCCACUCUAUGGCAAGCUGUGUUAGCAACCACAGACAACGAACAAGCCAGUUGCGUAGUCGGUAGUCCAAGAAUAGUAAAACACCAACUUUUGGAACUACUGUCUCCUAUAUCUUUCCAUCAUGGAGUAAACUUCCUAGCAGCUAUUGCUGUUGCUUGGCAUGAAAGGCGACAGGCUUCUGGUAAUUCGAAAAAGGUACUUCCCGAAGCUUGUCCGAAUCAGCAAGUUAUGGUUCAUUUGGUGAGCGCAAUUCGUGUAAUGCCGAUCGACACUUUGGUUCAAACUGUUCAUCAAGUUGUAAAGAGUCCGCCUCCUAUUCAUGGCGUCAAACAAGAUUUUUCGUUGGAAGUUUCCGUGUUAGAAUUACUUUAUGUCUAUAUGCAAAGUAACACAUCACAAUCCCUAAUUGAAUCUUGGGCAUCUUUGCUUGGUUUACUCAAAGACGGUCUAUCAUUAACGGCGCCUGCUCAGUUUCUUUUGUUAGCAAUCUUAAAUGAGUACGUACAAAAGUGUCCUCCUAUGCAGGAGAAAAAAGAUAUAAGGGAUCUUCAAGACGUAUCUGCGAAGUUGGUCGAAUCAUGUUCACAAAUAGCCGGAGCAUGUCUAGAACAAACAACUUGGCUUAGGAGGAACUUAGCGGUAAGAGAAGACGCCUUCGAAGUGGCUGAAGGAUCUUCGGAAGGUAAAGAAGGCAAAAAUGGUGCUGUUACGCCUGGAACUCCACCGAAUGCUGCAUACAGUGUACAAGCUCAAGCAGUACUAGCAGAAAUACUAGCGCCUUUGUUAGAUGUUAGCUACGGUUCUCAAGAAAAGGAACGCGUAGUAACACUAUUAACCAAUCUUAUGUACAAUGUAACACCGUAUUUAAAAAAUCAUUCGACGAAGAAUAUCGCUUCCUUCACGGCUUGUUCUCAGCUACUAAGCUCCUUAUCUGGUUAUCAAUAUACUAGGAAAGCAUGGCGCAAGGAUGUAUUAGAUCUUCUAUUAGAUUCUGCCUUCUUCCAGAUGACGCCAGCGUGCUUACCAUAUUGGAGGACUAUUAUAGAUAAUUUAAUGACACAUGACAAUACAACAUUUCGAGAUUUAAUGAAUCGAGUUUCGAUGGCUCAGAGUAGUGGUAUCAGUAUAUUCUCCUCGAAAGAGCAGGAAUAUGAACAGAAGGCACAGCUGUUGAAAAGAUUAGCAUAUGUUAUACUUUGCAGUGAAACGGACCAGUAUCAUAAAUAUAUGCCUGAGAUUCAAGAACGUUUAGCAGACAGUUUACGGUUACCGCAAGUGAUUCCAUCUAUUCAAGCACAAGUGUUUCUAUGUUUCCGGGUGUUGCUUUUAAGAAUGUCUCCGCAACACGCCACAUCUUUAUGGCCGGUAAUAGUCAGUGAACUUGUUCAAGUUUUCCUGUACAUUGAACAAGAAUUAAACGCUGAUAGCGAAGAGUUCAGUCGUCAUGGCAGUUCACACAUAAAACUUCUUUCUGCUUUGGAUUCAUCGUGGGCUGUGAAUGUUAGCAAUGGACUUCAGGCACAUGGUCAUCCACACUGGUUACAGUUGCAGCUUGCAGCUGCUAAAUUAUUAGAUCUAGCAUUACUCCUACCUGCACAUAAACUUCCUCAAUUUCAAAUGUAUAGGUGGGCAUUUGUGGGGGACUCUGCAGCAGGAUGUAUGGAUAACAAUAAUUUGUCAUCUGAUUUUGUACCACAUAUUACAAGAAUAGCAAAAUUAAUGGACAGCAAGUAUAAACAAGAGUCAAGCUCUGUAAGCGUAAUACCAGGGGAACUUCUUCUAACCUCCAACAAUAUUCGUUCAUUGCAAGAUUUGCAUUAUUUUUUUACGACACUUAGUCGCAGAUCGAGUGACACUCAAACACCAUUAAAUGUCACACAAUUGGAGACAGUAAUUGAACAAGAUUUUCUUGAGAAGAUGCCUGCAGCAAGGUAGUAGGAGUAUAGUCUCAAUGACGCAGACAAAAAUUGCCUGCUAGACAGAAAAAGAUGAAAGAGGCAUCUGAAUAUCUUUUAUUCUUUGAUAUCUUUUUAAUGCACCAAUUGAGAGAGCAUUAACCGUAUGUAUGAUAAACUGAAAACAAUUUUGUUGGAAAACAUGACCGUCAGAUACUCCUCCACACCCGUACAGUUUCAUUGUAAACUUGUACACUGCAAAUUAAUUAACAUAGAACAUAUGUACUAUAUAGUGACAAUUGAACGAAAUAUUUGAUUUUGAUUAGCUAAGCUUCUAACUUGUCUCCUCAUUCGGUUGUGAAUAGUUAUUAAAAUAUAUGAUACGCCAGGCCAAGGCCUAGCUGGAUUGUAUCUCUAGAAAAUAUCUGUACAGUGUAACAUAACGUUUUAUUGAAAUCGUUAUUUUUUCAACUGAUUCGAGAGUUAUCUGUUUCGUGUUUGUCGUGUGUGUUUCUCUGAUGUCGUGGAAUUUUAGAGGGACAGUGAUGCAGCGAUUGUACAAGAAAACGAGAAUUUUAAUUAUUUUCUUCGGAUUCACAUGUCAAUUCCUAAAAAAUGCCAUACAGCAUGUUCAAUAAAACCGUAUCGAGUCUAUUAUUAUACGUAAGUGAAGUAUAUUAUAAUAUGUCUAUAUAAAGCUUUUGUUUUUCAUUAUCUCUUUUUUUUAUAAUUUAAAUAUUAAAAUGAUGUCCCCAUGUGGAGAACGUGGUUUUUAAGAAGUGUAAAGAUCGGAAAGAAAUUCUCUAUUGUAAUUGGGAAUGUUAAUUAUUCUAUUUGAAAAGUUAAUGUUGCAUAUGAACAAAUGUAACAGAAAAUGCGUUUAUAUAUCUAUCACCUGUGUGAAUAUUAUAUUAAUAUUUAGCUAAAAUUUUUUAUUACUGUUAUUUUUUUCACGAAAGUGUAAACAUAAUAUUUUUAUCGUAUACAUCUGUGAUUCGUUAAAUUUGUAACCGUUUCGUAUUAUGCUUAUAAAUCACUUGUAUGCAGUAAAUAAAAAGUAUAUAAUCUUCACUCAGGUGAUUUAUUAGCUUCCAUGUAAUUAAGAAGAAAUCAACUGGAAAGAAUGAACUUGCUAUGAAAUUAUUUUUCUAUAUACAACACUACAGAUUCUGAAAUGCAAGCAUGCAAGUUUAUAAACAAUUUAUAAAUCUUAUUUAUGAAAUAUUUAUCUGCUAGAGUUGCCAUUUUGAUUUUAAUCGUGUAUAUGUAUGUAUAAAUAUAUGUGUACAUGUAUGCAUACGUAUAUGUGUAUAUGUAUAUAUAUAUAUAUAUUUAUAUAUAUUUGCUAUGUAAUCGCUGAUACAUUAUUACCGCCUUUUUAUGCUGUUUCAUGUUCAUUAGAUGCGAAACAAAUUAACUGAACACGUAUACAUAAAUAUUAAUUGUACACUAUACUCGAUUCGAUGAUAACAAAUUAAAUAAGAAAAGAAAAGUGUAUCUAUGCAAACAAGUAUUAUCAGAUUUUAUAAUUAAUGCUUGUUAUGCGAAUAUUGCAGCAUUUGUUACUUCCUUUUAAGAGGCACUUGUGUACCAAUCAGUUAUCUAGUAUACGCAAUGUGAAUAAUUAAUAAAGUAGGAUGUUGAUAUGCAUUUGUUAUACAUACAAAAUGUAUUUGAAACAACAAUUUCUUAUUUUAAUGUUUCAUUGAAAGAUCUUUAAUUUUCAUAAUAUUUUCAAUUGUUAAUACAAUUCCAUUGAGUAACAUAUACUCUGCAAGAAAUAUUUGCAUUUCUCUUAACAUGAUGGUCCACUUUUUGAGUCACAUUGUGUAAUUAAACUGUUUUUAAAUAUUAUUUCUCUUCUGAAAUAUUUGAAAUUGCUUGAAGAAGUCUUCUACUAGAUCUUGUUUAUAAUUUUAAGAAGUUUUAGCAAAAGAAUUUGUUAACUUAGUAUCUAAUGUGAUAUUUUGAUAUAAAACGAAAACAUUUCUUGCAUCAAACUUGUUCCUUUCCGUUUUUUUUUCAUAAAUAACAGAAGAUUCAAUAAAUUUUCCAAUGAUCCAAGACUUGUGAAACAUGAGAUUGUAAAAACUUGGCAAAUUGCAGAUAAGUGAUAUGUAUACAUACAUAUAUUUAUGUUGAAAUAAUGUAAAUUUAUACAAUAAAUUAACGUUCAAUUAAGUA
Messenger RNA from Nomia melanderi (Alkali bee), 10319 nucleotides. RefSeq names its product protein DOP1 homolog. Lineage: Eukaryota; Metazoa; Arthropoda; Insecta; Hymenoptera; Halictidae. Gene Ontology annotation, cellular component: trans-Golgi network; endosome. Gene Ontology annotation, biological process: Golgi to endosome transport. The record is from RefSeq and is a predicted model, not a curated record.